Messenger RNA from Plasmodium vivax (malaria parasite P. vivax), 4494 nucleotides. RefSeq lists its product as hypothetical. The transcript has a single exon. The coding region runs from base 1 to 4494 and encodes 1497 amino acids. The record is from RefSeq and is a predicted model, not a curated record. Gene Ontology annotation, molecular function: protein binding. NCBI's taxonomy places the organism in Eukaryota, Apicomplexa, Aconoidasida, Haemosporida, Plasmodiidae.
AUGGAUAAGUCGCCCGCGAGGUGCUUCAAUUUGCUCUUCCUGGAGGAGGAUGAGGAGUACAUGGAUGACUUGCUGGUAACGAUGCGGAGGAGGCAGCCCGCCUCGAUAGGGCAGCACACCGCCUCGACGCAGCCACUGGUUGCCGCGCGGGGGAGGCUGCGACUCUGCUCGAAGUCGCUGGUGUUCGAGCCGUACAGCGUGGAGGAGCCCGUGCUGAAGUUCCCCUUCAAGAAGAUGGAAAACGCCAAGAUGGGCGCCCUGGGGAACGAAAUUGUGAUAAAGGUAUCCGAAGUUAUAAAAAUGAAGACGAUCGUGCAUGGGGGGAAGACGAGGUGCACGUCGCAGUUCACCUAUGACCGGAAAAACAGGCGCCUCCUCAACGUGAUGAAUAGCCUCUACAACGAGUACGACGAGGAGAUCCGCUCGAUUGACAACAGCACGAUUGAUCAGAAGAUCCCCCUGUUCGAGAGGAUACUCAGCAACUUUGACGAGCACGAGGAGGGGUCUUCCCCGGCGGGGAGCAAGGUGAGUGGCGAGGUGCGCACUUCUGUUGGCGACAUGCGCGCUUCUGUUGGUGACGUGCGCCCCUCCGUCAGCGGGGGGGCCCCCUUCGUGUACUUCUUCCAGUGCGACGGCGCGGCGAGCAGCGCGAAGAAGCUGCGGGAGGUCUACGGCAUAAUGGUGAGGAUAAAGGUGGCCAUGGUGGUGCAUGAGAAGCAGAUGGAGAUACUCAUAAGGGAGAAGAAGAGGAAGCAGGAGGGGGGGCCCAGCGCGGGAGGUAUAGGAGCAGGUGUAGGAGUUGGAGUUGGAGUAGUAGGAGGGGAGGGCCCCCUGCCCCACCACGCGGAGAGAGACAGCCGACACGACAGGGGCGCAGCAGCGGGGGCGAGCCCCACAGCGCAGAGCCCCAGUCGAAGCGGGUCUCAACCGCAGAACAGCAUUAAAGAAAUACACCUGGAGAAGUACAUCGAGCGGAUGAUGGAAAAGCUCACAGAAAAUAUUAAAUUUGACAUAAGUAGCAUUGGACUCCACGAAAGGAUUAUUACCAACCGAAUGGAAGGCUACUGGGUUUUUAAAAUCUCCCCGCUGUUGAGGACAAAGGGGUUGCUUAACAUAACAAAUAAGUUUAUAUAUUUCCAAGCGAAUCCGAAUUUCACAAAUAAAAAGGAGAAGAAGUGGAAGACGGAGUCCAUCCUGCACGUGUUUAAGAGGAUCAUAAUAAUGAAGCCAAACGCAUUGGAAAUUAUCUUCGAUCACGAGAGUAAGAAGAAGUACAGCUCACUGUACGUGGAGUUUGUGCAGUAUGGGGACAGAGAGCAAAUCAUUUCAGUUCUAAAAAGAAUUAACCCCCAGUGUUUUUUUAUAGAGGAGAAUAAAAACUUUGUGUAUGCCAUUCAGAAGAAGUGGGAAGGGGGGGCCAUCUCCAAUUAUGAGUACAUAGAUUUUAUAAACUGCAUUGCGGGGAGGAGCAGAAAGGACUUUUCGCAGUACCCCGUCUUCCCCUGGAUUUUGUGUGACUACACAAGGGAAGAGCUCAACCUGAAUGAUGACUCCAUGUAUAGGAAUUUAAGAAAACCAGUGGGGUGCCUAAACACAGACAGGUUGAACUCUCUAAUAGAGAAGAUGCAAGACCACGACUAUUUCUACGGUUCCCACUACUCGACGCUGGCAUACGUUGUGUAUUUCCUCAUUCGCUUGCAUCCGGAGUGCCAGCUGAAGUUGCAAAGUGGCAAGUUUGAUACGCUCUCCAGGAUCUUCCUCUCCAUCGAGGGGACCUUCAACACUGCCUUGAAUGCCAAUUCGUCCUUCAUAGAAUUAAUCCCAGAGUUUUACGAAGAUAAUGAGGAUUUUUUAAAAAACCUACUUAACAUCAGCUCCAACGAGGGCAACAUACACGACGUGGUCCUUCCCAAAUGGUCCUCCUCUGCGAAAGACUUCUUAACCAAAAUGAAGAACGCCCUGGAGAGUAACUACGCAAAUAAGCAUCUAAACGAAUGGAUUAACAUAAUUUUUGGGUACAAGCAGAGUGGGCAAAUUGCCAAGGAAAACUUCAACCUGUUUCAUCCACUUACCUACAUGCACACGAUCUUGAAUGAGAAGCUCUCCACGGCCAACUAUAAAUCCCAUCGAGAGAGAAUAAGACAGGAGGAGGAAAACGAAUUCGAGAGGAACUUCAACGAGAAAAUUAAAUCCCUCAUUACUACCAUGCCAUCUAAGGCGUUAAAAACCCAGCUACAUGAAUUCGGGCAAUGCCCUUUCCAGAUUUUUAGGGAACACCAUGUCUGUAGGAAGCCCUCCGUCACCUUUAGGUACAGGGAGGAUAUUAGGAACGCCCCCUGGUACUACUCCCCUGUGUUUAACCAAGUGCUGCGCGACUUGUUCUUCAGGCGCAAGCGCAGGCGGGACUUGAGGAUGCGCCGCCGCCUGCUCAGCCGCAGCGCCCUGGGGGGCGGCGCGGACGCCAGUCAAGGUGAAGGUGAAGAUGAAGAUGAAGAGGAGGGGGAGGAAGAAGAAGAAGACGAGGAGGACGACGAGGAGGAAUACGAGGAUGACGCCGAUGACGACGAAGGGGAGGAGGACAACUAUGCGGAGCAGGAACGGCAACGGCGCUACGACGAGGUCGGCCUUGGCGGGGGCCCCCCUCAUGGCGCUCCCCCCGGUGGGGGAGCCGCUCUUCCUGACGGGGCAGGCGAGGAACCCCUCCGAGGCAAGAACAAGCGACGGGGCCCCGCGGCGAGCGCCCCCCUCGCGCAGGAAGUCACACACACGAAGGUCACACACACGCGGAGGAGGGAGGCGGAAACGGAAGCCUACGGAGGAGAGUAUCUGCAAACGUACCAGUGGAAGCUACACAGAAGCGACCACUUCCCCUGCGUCGUCAAGGGGGUAGGCUACAACCAAUCAAACGUCUGCUUCGUCUGCAACAAUGGGUUCAUAAAAAUAAUCACGCACGGUGAUCUGAUUAGGAGCGAAAUGAAGAACAACAAUAAUUUGAUUUCGCUGAAAAUCGGCGACGAGAACUUCUCGUGCGUGGCGAGCGCGCAGGGGAACUACCUCGUAGGGACGUCCAGCGGGAACGUCGUCCUUUUAAACCCGCAGAGCAUUUUGAAGGUGAACGAGGGGGGGGCAGCCAAUUCGGGGGAAGCGGCCAAUUCGGGGGAAGCGGCCAAUUCGGGGGAAGCGGCCAAUUCGGGGGAAGCGGCCAAUUCGGGGGAAGCGGCCAAUUCGGGAGAAGCGGCCAACUCUGGGGACUGCUCGAACACCCCGCUGAGCGACUCCAGCCACUCGCUGCUAUCCUCCUUCGACGACGUGUUCGAGUACGACGCCCACAUGGGGGCGAAGAAGAGCAGAGGCAAGCAAAGAAAAAGCGACUUCCUCCUCAACGCAAAUAUUUAUAAUCAAAUGAUCACGAGGAAGCUACACAACGACACGGUGAGCAGCAUGAGCUUCUUCGAUAGCUACCUCGCCACAGGGUCGGCGGACGAAACGGUGCAACUGUUAAGCAUUGAGAGGGACUUCCACAGCUUACAAGUGUAUGAUAAUUUCACCGAAGCGGUGAAAUUCGUUCAGCUGAAAAAUAAGUUGCUGUUUACUCACUCGGAUGGAUUCAAGCUGUUUGACAUACGGGUUCCUCGGAGGAAGCCUCUCCAGCUGGGUAACCUCAACGGGAAGAGGAGCAGCCCCUCCAGUGGCCUCCGGGCAAGCGGCAAAUUCCCACCAAGGGGGGGUAGCAGUGGCAAUAGUGGUAGCAUUAGUGCACUUGGCUCCGGGAAAUUCUUUCACCUCUACGAUAAUGAGCAAGUUAGGCAUUUCUACAAAACCAUCCAGAAGGUGUACGAGCAAAGUUACAUCAGCGUAAAUUACCUGACCAAGCAAUAUUUAUAUGAGAAAAAGAUGAAAAAAAAUUUGAAUCAAAUUUUUCUAAAAAACUUCAGCAGCAUCAUUUAUUCCUCUUUGGUUAAUGAUAACACCGUCUUCACCCUAGACAGGGAUAGCAACCUGUAUUUCUAUGACAUUCGGGGGGAGAACUGGGUGAACGUUCUUUCGAAGGGACCCACAGAGCUCAGAAGAAAGAGUAGCUUCCUCAUCGCGGCUGGCUGUGACGACAGGCAACAGUUAUGCGCCGUUAACACGGUUGGGGAUAUCCUUUUUGAACCGAUAAAUGUUUGGAACCAUUUUAACGGCCCAGUUGACUGCCCAGUUGACUGCCCAGUUGACUGCCCAGUUGACGGCCCACUUGACGGCCCACUUGACAGCCCACUUGACGGCCCACUUGACGGCCCUGCUGCAGGGGGACUGGCCAAGACGAAUGUCUUCUCCUCCAGGUGCUCCUUCAGCCCCGCGUACAUUUCGUUCAUUAAUCACCCCGACUGCUUGGGCGACUUGGCAGUCCGCGGUGAAGGCGGCGGUGGAAAUGGCUCCUGCAAUUAUAUUUUGCUUACGGGGGCCGACGGGCGGAUGGAGAUCCACAGGAGGGGCGCCAGCUGGGGGUAG